GUCCGUGAAAAACCACUUGUGCAGCUGUGUGGCGCCAUGCAAGAAAACAACGAUGAUUGGAAGGAGGUUGGUGCGGCGAAGGUGGCCGUGCCACCUUUGUCAGCGCUGCUUGAUAUGCGAGUUCCUGUUGUGGAAGUGGAGGCAGGACGUUUGCAUGCUGCAAUGUCCUGGCUUUAUGCUGCCGUGCAGAAGCUGCAACAGCAACACGUGACAACGAGCGAAGAGCUGCAGCAGCUUCAGGAGCAGGCCAAGCAUGCUAUCACGAAAGUGGAUGUGCCGACGAGCCUUCCUGAGGAUGCGCAGUUCAUGCUGCGACAACAAGAGCAGAGACGGUUGGGAGACAUGGCCCAAACCGAAAUGCGUCUGCAAUCUCUCAGAGCUUCGGUGGAUGGAUGCCUCAAGAGCUCGGACUUAGAGGCCCUUCGUGCUCGAAUCUCUCGUGAUUUGGAUGAGGCUGCUCGUGGCUGCAAGGAGGAGCUUGCUUCGUUGGCACGCUUGGUGCACAUGGAUGCAGCCGUGGAGCGACGGCAGCUGCAGGAGAGCUUUCAGAUUCUGCGAACUAAGGUGGAGGCACAGCUGGAGCUGGUGGCACGGGAAUCCCGGAAGCCACAGGUGAUUGUGGCACCUCAGACAAAAAGUGAUCCGGUAGAUGCCCCAGCAGGAUACCAGGAGAACAUCAGGACAGAAGCAGAGGCGGCUCCCCAGAGCAGGCAUUCAGACUUGGAUGAAAUCAACCAGUCUCUUCUGUCGCGGAUUCAGCAGCUAGAAACUUCAAUGAGAGACAUAUGGCAAUCGCUUGACUCUGGAGUGCCUGCUCCAACAUCUCCAGCAUCCGAAGGCCCAAAGGACAUCGAUCCCAGCAUCAUGCAGCGCUUUACAGACAUUGACAAGGCUCAUCUCUCCCAUAUUCAGCGCUUCUCCGAGAUUGAGCAACGCUUGAUGCGGGUGGAGACCAGUGUGCCGGUCGGAGUUCCAAAGGCGCAGGCUGCCGAAUGGAAGGGUGCUUUCUCGGAGCUUCAGUCCAGCCAAGCCUCCUUGUCCCAGGAGUUGCAAGACAGGGCUGUGGAGGUCUCCACUUUGAGAUCGGCUCUUUCUGAACUGACCAGAUACAUAUCGGAGGACCAACCGGCUGAGGGACGUCCAGUGAGUGCGGCUUCGCACAAUAAACUGGCGUGGCUGGAGCAGAGAAUCCAAGAGUUGGUGGCCAAGAGAAAGGGACUCACCAUCGAGAAGCGGCUGCAGCUCCUGGAAGAAGUGUCGGGUAGCCAGGAGAUCUUUCAACGUGUGAAGAACGUUGAGCACCUGCUUGGAAAGCUGGAUGUGGAUGCCGUCAAGGAGGUCCCACCCCAGUUGAUCAUUGUGAAGGAAGACCAGGAAACCUUCAAGCAGGACCUCCGCCGAGAGGUUCAAGAGCUCAAGGUCUUGGUUGGCUGUAUGGAGGCUUGUGUGCCAAAGGAGACCAGAAAAGCCAUCCAACUCUUCAAGAGAGGCGCUGGAGCCUCCGACGAGGAGUUUAUCAGCCCGCAAGAGCUGAAAGCGCACACUGAGCUCAUCUCGAUGAGAGAGGAGAUCAAUGGGCAGCUUUCAGAAAUGGAGAUGAAUGCUGCGCAGCGCUAUGACAACCUAAAUGCGCAAGUUCAAGAGUUGGAGAUGAAACAGGAGAAGGUGGAGCAUCUAAUGAAAAGGAAAUCUGUUCUGGAGGCUGCUCCGGCUACCCCUGAGACCUUGGUGGUGCCGGAGGGUUGGCAAAGAUAGCUGAUCAUGAGCCCAUCUGCCGGGUUGUUGGGUCUUGGAGUCUUGAACCAAUGUCCUGUUCAAGCGAUGUUUUCACGAAUCAGUGUGCACGUGAGUUGUCCACGAGGACUGAAGACAUGGGAAAACACUUGUCGAC
This is a messenger RNA of Durusdinium trenchii, 1891 nucleotides long. NCBI's taxonomy places the organism in Eukaryota, Dinophyceae, Suessiales, Symbiodiniaceae. The record is from the annotation of a GenBank genome assembly.